CAAGCUCAUCUUUGUAAAAUGUUGCUAAGUUAAUAACACAAGCUGGACCUGAAAGUCAUCAUCACAGUCGUCACUGAGUUACUGUCGUCUAAAAACUUUCGAUCGUAAUCGCUCAUUGUUGGUGCGUUCGUCGGUCGCCAGAGACUCCAACCUCUUUGCUAAAUUCUGCCAGAGCUCUGAGACCUCCAAGUAGACUGGCGCGCCAUUUCUCGUCCCGGAUAAGAGAAAACACACGAUGACACGAGCGCUCGUCGAGUUCGCCGCCGCCGCCGAGACACCGAGCGUUAAAAGCCACACGCAAGUCCUUUCUCGCACGCCAACAAACCCACCACCAAGCCGCAGCCCUCAAGCCCCCGAGCGGUCCACAAUGUGCACCCUGGAACAGCGAGGCCGCGUCUUCGUGCUCACCCUCACAGGCGACGGAGAGCACCGGCUGGGCAUCCCGCUCAUGGCCUCUAUCCGCUCAGCACUCUCCUCCGUCGCUGCCCAAGCCGCCCAGGAUGGCCCUGGGGCGGCCCUGGUGACCGUCGCCGAGGGCCGCUUCUUCUCCAACGGGCUCGACAUCGGGUGGGUGGGCACCUCCCGCGCGCGGCUCGCGGAGCUUAUCAACGCGCUCCGCCCCCUCGCCGCCGACCUCCUGGCGCUGCCCAUGCCAACCGUCGCAGCCGUCACGGGCCACGCCUCCGCGGGAGGGUUCCUCCUCGCGCUCUGCCACGAUUACCGCGUCAUGCGCGCAGAUCGCGGCGUGCUCUACAUGAGCGAGGUCGACCUCGGCUUCCCCCUCCCGCCCUACUUCAUGGCACUGCUCCGCGCCAAGAUCACCGCCACGCAGGCGCUCCGCGACGUCGUGCUACGAGGUGCAAGGAUUAGGGCCCCGCAGGCCAAGGAGAUGGGCAUCGUCGACGUCGUGUGCCCCGGCGCGCCGGAGACGGCCGCGGAGGCACUCAAGCUCGCCGAGCAGCUCGCCGCCAGGAAGUGGGACGACGCGGUGUACUCCUCCAUCAGGAUAUCCAUGUUCCCUGACGCGUGCAUGUCCGUUGGGAUCGUCCAGGAGAGCGAUGAGGAGAAGGCCAGGAACUUUGCUCCCAGGCUGUGACGAGGAGAUGAGAUGUCAGUCUCUCUGUGCUGCCAGCCAGCG
This is a messenger RNA of Lolium perenne, 1138 nucleotides long. RefSeq names its product enoyl-CoA delta isomerase 2, peroxisomal-like. Gene Ontology annotation, cellular component: peroxisome. Gene Ontology annotation, molecular function: delta(3)-delta(2)-enoyl-CoA isomerase activity. Lineage: Eukaryota; Viridiplantae; Streptophyta; Magnoliopsida; Poales; Poaceae. Gene Ontology annotation, biological process: fatty acid beta-oxidation. The record is from RefSeq and is a predicted model, not a curated record.